Messenger RNA from Gaeumannomyces tritici R3-111a-1, 3607 nucleotides. RefSeq lists its product as hypothetical. Gene Ontology annotation, molecular function: transmembrane transporter activity. Lineage: Eukaryota; Fungi; Ascomycota; Sordariomycetes; Magnaporthales; Magnaporthaceae. Gene Ontology annotation, biological process: transmembrane transport. The record is from RefSeq and is a predicted model, not a curated record. The transcript has 2 exons. Bases 802 to 2964 code for a protein of 720 amino acids.
CCAGGCUGCCUGCUGGUCCCGGCAGCUUUUGUUGAGGGGUUGCACUAUCAUGGAGUCCAGCAUGGCACUUAGCUCGGGUCCAAACAAGCCCAAAGCAACUCCUCGGACGACUCCGUGUGCCAACCGUCCGGGUCAUCGUCACCUCUGUUCGGUCUAGCCUGGUUAGGGCUCGGCAGCAGAGGGGCCUUAUGUUGCUGUCCCAGCCCACUCCCCGCUGCGCGUGACCAGCCCACGCCAUCUCAUCUCGUUAGUCCAAGCCUCUUUUUUUUCUUUCCUUUGCCUUUCUCGUCCGUUCUUUUCUCCCCCUCCUCCUGCACGCCAUCUCAUGCAUGUCGACAACGGCGCAGGGUCCGUUCGCACCAUCCGGAGCCCUUGAGUCACAUUUGCCCUAGGAGAUCUGACAAGUCGCCCUCGUCCGUGCGGUGUCUUUAUCCAUCUCCGAUGCGGCUGUAGUCGAGGGUCAGCCCUGUCUUAAUAUUCCCUUCUUGUCGACCUCCCCCUUGCCGGUCCAAGGUCGCGUCGCCCCUUCUUAAUACUACCUAAUCUUUUUUUCUUCUUCCAUCCCUCUUCUCUAGUUAGCGGUGUUCUUCCUUACACCCCGGCUUUCCUUCCCAGCGCAACUGCUGGACAGAAAAGAUUGCCCUGGGCUUCCUUUCUUUUUUCGGCUUUUGUUUCUAUUCAUAGUCGCUGGUUCGAUUAUUUCCUUUUGAGCGCAUUCAUUUUUUCUCCUUUGGUUUUUUUUUUUCUCUUUCGUUUCUCCCGAGAUACCCGGUCGACCGGCCUCUCGGUCAACUAUACAGGAUGGAUAGGAAUUCUAUGUUGGAUGCAAGCCUCCGGGCCGCCGAGGUUGUGGCGCGGCUGGAGAAAGAGGAGGCAAAGGAUACGGCUAUGGAGCAGGAGACCCCACGUGCCGCGGAAGAGGAGGAGAAGCCUAUACCGGUAGUAAAGGACGCGUCAAAGGCCGAGAACGAGGCGCCCGAGACAAAGACGGAGACGGAGCCGGCACCGACGGCCGCCGCGGUACCUUCACCAAGCGCGAUACCGUCCGAGGCGAGCGAGGAAAAGUCAGAGCUGGCGCCAGCACCCACACCACCACCCACGGCACCUCUACCGCCGGUUCCCACCCACUCCCGUCCGGGAACAGCUAGGAGCGGCGCGUCCACUGCCUCCCUCCCCACGCGACUGCCGCAACUGGCCCCUGUGCGCAGCCUCCCGGCACCCCGCCCUGCGCCGUUGCGAGGGAACCCGGCUACCGUGUCCGAGGCGUCGCUACCACAAUCGACGAAGCGCCUGUCCUUCUCCUCGCUGGAGACGAGCAAGCGUCGUAUAAAGUUCGGCAAGGGAAAGUACGCCAAGGUCGAGCUGGUGCCGCAGCCCAGCGACGACCCCGACGACCCUUUGAACUGGCCCAUGUUGAAGAAGGACUCGACCUUUGGCGCCCUGCUGAUGUCGGUUGCGCUGGCCGGCGUCAUGAAGACGGCCCUGAUUUCCGUCAACGUUCAGCUGGAGCAGACCCUCAACCGGUCCUACACCUCCAUCGCCGCUCUGACGGGCAUCCCCCUCAUCCUUGGCGCCCUGAGCGGCAUGGUGGCUCUGAUCGCCUCCCGCGUCUGGGGAAAGAGGCCAGUGUAUAUCGCCGGGAUGCUCACCAUGUUCCUGGGCUGCAUCAUUAACACGGCGGCCCCAAAUUACGACACCGCCAUGGUGGCGCGGGUUUUCCAGGGCAUCGGCUGGGGCGUGUUUGACUCCCUGGUGUUGGGGACCAUCCAUGACGUUUAUUUUGAGCACGAGCGCGGCCUGCGCCUUGCCAUUCAUCAGAUCGUCUCGGUGGGCACGACCUGGGGUGGUCCCAUCCUCGGCGGCGUCGCAUCCAUGAAUCCCGGAGGAUUCCGAGUUCAGUUCCAGAUCCUCUGCGCGUUCCAGGCCAUAUCGGGCCUCCUGAUCGCCUUCGCGGUCCCUGAGACGGUCUAUGACCGCGCCUUCGUCUUCCUCAACACGCCAUCCACCGCGGGGUCGUACCAGAAGCAGCAGCAGCAGCUCAAGCCCCGCGGCGACAUCGACGUCGAGGCCGUGAGGGAGUACCUCGGCGGCAUGAAGCCCCACUCGUACAACGCAGUCUGGGUAACCAAGGACCUGCUGCUGCAGGCGCCGCGCGCCAUGAUCGCGCCGACGACGCUGCUCCUGCUGCUCGUCACAUUCCUGCCCUUUUCGGCCCUCUGGGCCGUGGCGGGGACCCUGAGCAUGCUGUUCGCCCACCUCCCGUUCGAGCUCACCCCGGUCUCCAUCGGCGCGCUCCUGACGGGGCCCUUCCUCCUCGGCGCCGGCACGGUCGCCUUCUUCUCGCUGUCGCCUUGGUGGCGCAGCCGCCAGUCGCUCGCGCCCAUGAACGUGCUCGCCGUGGCGUCGGGCUCCUUCCUCGUCUUCGUCUCGCUCCUGGGCGCCGGCCUGCACGCCGAGUCGGCCAUGAUGGCGCCCAUGACGGCCGUGUCGGACAUGGGCAUGGUCACAGCCGCCGACGCGGCCCAGUCGAGCCCCUUCAUGGUCGGCGGCUUCGCCGACCGUAUGAGCUUCCCCGGGCUCGGGGUGCUGCUGGCCCUGCUCGGCGCCGGCGUCUACGCCGUCGACGCGGCCGUGCGGCCCAUGAUCGCCACCUCGACCCAGUUCACGAGCUCCAACAUGGGCGUGGCGCUGCGCAACACGGUCGACAUGGAGUCCACCCUCGUGAUCGCCCGCGCCGCCCUGGCCGGCGUCUUUGUCGUCGCCGCCCCGAGCAUGACCUCGGCCUUUGACGCCCUGCGCUCCGCCCUCGUCGGCUUCGGCGUCUCGCAGCUCUGCGUCGCCGGCGCCGUCGGCGCCGUCUGGUGGCUGUGGGGCCAGGAGGUCCUGCUGCUCGACGGCCACGUCAUGAAGUGCAUCGACCUGAGCUCGGUCAGGAGGACAGGCAGCUUCUUCGACACGGACUGAUCCCAUUCCCAUUUGUUAAACUGUAUUUAUUUUUCUACAUUCUUUUCUUAUGCCUCCAUGGCAAAUGACACAGCUUCUCGUAGCGUUCCCUCUCUUUCCUUUGUCAGCCUACUUUCGCAGGAUUCUUGUACCUUCAUUUCUACAGUGCCCAGGUCAGUUUAUCGGUGGGUGAGAUACCCGUGACUUUCUUUAAUUGUCUUUUUGUUUAAUAUUUAUUACGAUUGAUACCACAGACGGAGGACUGCGCAAAGUAAGCGGCGAGGAGGCUGGGGAUACCCCUAGACGCAUAGUCAGAAGUAGAUGCAUUUCUCGGGCCCAAGGCGCGCGAAAGGGAGCUGCUCAUAUAGGUCCCACGACCGUCAACGAUGGCUCCCAUGACAAGGUUUAUUCCGAAUCUUUCAGCUCGAACAAUCGUUUUCUGUUAUUAAGACAUCGAGAUCAUUGCGUCCAGUUAUAUCGGGCCAGGUCCAGGCAGACCGGAGAACAUGGGUGGGCAAAGAGAGGGUACCUGCGCAUAUACCUACAUACGCGAAGCGCAAACAACGAGUGUGCUGGAACAAACAACAGCUGCCGUGAUUAAUGUUUCCCCAUCCGUGCCAUCAAGAAGUAUCUCAUUCUGUCGAGAAAAUGACCCGCACUCUAG